AUGGUUGCUCUGGGAGACGAGGCCGAAGGACUAUUGCUGCUGCUUGCUCCCAUUCGAGUAGGAGCGGCACUGGACAAUACCAUCAUUGUCGUCGAGGACGCUCAGCUUACGGAAGCCACCAUCGACUGGCCAGUUGCUCAGAUGGUUGAAUAG
Messenger RNA from Plenodomus lingam JN3, 153 nucleotides. The record is from RefSeq and is a predicted model, not a curated record. NCBI's taxonomy places the organism in Eukaryota, Fungi, Ascomycota, Dothideomycetes, Pleosporales, Leptosphaeriaceae.